Molecule: messenger RNA, 1545 nt
Organism: Penicillium coprophilum
Lineage: Eukaryota; Fungi; Ascomycota; Eurotiomycetes; Eurotiales; Aspergillaceae
Product: SURP domain-containing protein
Exons: 1
Coding region: 1-1545 (514 amino acids)
Biological process (GO): regulation of alternative mRNA splicing, via spliceosome; mRNA cis splicing, via spliceosome
Cellular component (GO): U2-type prespliceosome; catalytic step 2 spliceosome; U2 snRNP
Molecular function (GO): RNA binding
Source: RefSeq, a predicted model, not a curated record
AUGGAGUCAAAUGGAACUACACCUCGCCCAGAGGGGCCUGAGGGGACUUUGAAGCCUCCGGAGGGAAUGGUUCUUCCCCCAAAGGAUAUCCGAAAAGCCGUCGAGACCACCGCAAGCUACGUCGUUCGCCAUAAAGGCACUUUCGAAGACCGUAUCCGCCAGAAGGAAAAGAACAACUACAAAUUCUCUUUCCUAACACCUGGAGAUGCUUAUGAGCCCUACUAUCAAUGGUAUACAGCCGAGUACAAAGCAGGUCGAGUGGGAGGAUUAGCAGGGCGAGCUGGCGAGGCCGUCUCCGCCGCGGAACCCGAAAAGCCCAAGGGGCCACCUGAGCCGUCCUCGUUCCACUUCUCGGCACGCAUGCCUAUUAUCAACGCACAGGAUUUGGAUGUAGUCAAGCUCACCGCAUUGUUUGUUGCAAAGCGGGGGAAGUCAUUCAUGACUGCGCUAUCGCAGCGCGAGGCCAGAAAUUUCCAAUUCGAUUUCUUGCGACCACAACAUAGUCUGUACCAAUUCUUCACUCGAUUGGUCGACCAAUACACUAUCUUGCUUCGCGCCGAGGGAAUUGACGAAGCGACUACAGCCACCAAAAGAAUCGCAGAACUGGAACAAAAUGCAAAGAAUAAAUUCAACGUGAUGGAGCGCGCUAAGCAGCGCGCAGAAUGGGUGAAAUAUCAACGGCAACAAAAGCAAGAGAAGGAAGAGCAAAGUGAACAGGAACGGAUUGAGUAUGCCCAGAUCGACUGGCAUGACUUCGUCGUGGUCGAGACCGUCGAGUUCACCGAGCACGACGACCACGCGGACUUGCCACCGCCAACCUCCGCCAAUGACUUGCAGUCCGCCUCCCUUGAACAAAGAGCAGCACUCUCGCUCAACACACGGCGCAUUGAGGAAGCAAUGCCUAACGGCCUCGAUGAACCUGUCUACUACAACGCUUACCCAGUCCAACCCACACCCAUGCACGCACCCCAACCCUCGGUCUCGCCCUACCCAGCAAGCCCCUACCCUCCAGCAGGCCAGUACCCCAACGCAGAAGAGGAGCAGCGCAUUCGCGAGCGGACCCAAGCGCGCGACCAAGCCGCCGCCGCCCAGGCAGCAGCCAUCCCAGGCCAACAGCCAAUCCGCAUCCGCUCAGACUACGUACCGCGAGCCCAGGCCCGCCGUCAACAAGCCCAGAUGGCGAUCUGCCCUUACUGCAACCAGAAAGUGCCCUUCCCCGAGCUGGACGAGCACAUCCGUAUCGAGUUGCUCGAUCCGCGCUGGAAAGAGCAGCGUGCGAAGGCCGAAGCCCGCAGUGCCACCACCAACCUGUCCACCGUCGACGUGGUCAACAACCUCAAGCGCCUUGCAAGCCAGCGCAGCGAUGUCUUCGACCCUGCCCCCAUCGACCCAGAGGAGGAAGCCCGCCGCAAGCGAAUGGCUAUGGGUGCCGAUGGCUCAGCUGGCCCACAAAACCCCAACGCUGGCCCGGCUGGCGCGCAAAGUCCCCAGAGUAUGAAUAUCGAAGACCAGCUCCGACAUAUCCAUCAGCUUGCCAAGAAAUGA